ACAUCACCCACUUCCUGGUGCAGUACCGCAAGCUGCACAGCGCGCACUGGACCACGGUGAGCAGCGAGGUAAUGGCAGCCAGAACGUUCGGAGUUGGAGGACUGCAGCCUGGCGAACGCUACGAGAUCAGAGUUACUGCCUACAACUCUGCAGGAGCAACGCCAGCGCUCUACACCGUCACCACCGCUGCUCUGUACUCUGCAGGCGAGCAGCAAAUGCUGGGCCGCGGGGACGGCUUCUGGACGCCGCCUCAAGACAAGUCCCGCGCCGUGUCGUCCAGCGAUGCGCGCUGGAGCAAUCCUCGGCUGAUCGUGCCGCUGAUUUUGUCAGCGAGCACCUUAUUGCUGACCUCCUUCUCGCUCUGCUACUUCUUCCAUAGAAGACGUUCGUUCAAUGGCCACGCAGACCACACUAGCAGCGACAAGAAUUGUAACCCUGGCGACCAGUUCACUCAACGUCCCCAUGAGGAGCAAAAAAUUAAUCCCCUGACCGAGAACGUGUACCACUACGUCACGACCGGUUACCCGUUCGCUCAGAACGAUACUGAUGGGCAUGAAGUAAUAGAUCGUGGACGAAUCUCUCCUUCACAGAGGCACAACUCUGCAGCCUACCAAUCAGCAGAGCACGAGAGUAUUGCUCUGAAAUCAGCUGAAUACCAAGCUCCAGAGCAUGGGAAUACUGCACUGAACUGUGCUGAAUACAAAUAUACAGAGCACGUAAAUACUGCACUGAACUCUGAACGAUACCAGUCUGUAGAGCAGUCAGGUAUUGCUAUGACACAGCGUCCUGCAUCUGAGGAAAACAGAACGUUUUCGUCCAUACACUUUCAUUCUCCGUCACUGCAUGAAGUCGACAAUGCCUCUUUGACGAGCGCCUACACCGAGUUGGGCACUAUACCCGCUGAAGACACAAAGUUCGUCUCUGUAUCAGACAGAAAACUCAGGCAGCCGGGACCUGGCAUUCAUCAGCAUCAGCGGACGCAACAAAACCUGGCCCAGGUGUGCCAUAAGCCACUAACGGUGCUGCAAAAACCUGGCAACGUCACAUCCCGGCCUCGACAAAAACAUCAGAGGUUCAAACACGAAGAAAGGGAAGAUGUUAGUCCCUAUCCUCUUGAUCGAAGUAUGUCAUCGUUUCAUUAGACAUAUUAGCUUUUUAUUAUAAUUAUUUGAUUUAUUUCUUCUAUUUCGUUAUAGGAAAAAUUGGUGAAAGUAUUUCUAAUGUUCAUUUAUACUAGUUUCCUAAUAUAUACUUUGAGACUUCAUAAUAAUAUUUUUUACCUAUUUUAUAAGAUCCACAUUGUAUGUAACCAACUUAUCUUCCAAAAUCUCUAGGCAAAAAUCUCAUCACCAGUGCAAUCUAAUUUUACUUUUGACUUACAGUUUCCAGCAUUCGAAACUGUAUUUCUACCCCCCAGUUAUUCGGAAACAAUCAUUAUUUUGAAGUCAAUGAAAGUUAUUAAUCUGAGGAGAGACCAUUCAAACAGUUUAGCUGCGUGUUUCUACAUUACAUUACCAAAGCCAUACCUUAACCUUCUUCAGUGCUAUUCGUACUUAAAUGGCUGAUAAUAUGAGUUAGCGUCAAUAGACAAAGAUUUAAUUUGCAUGAAUGUUUCAUUACAAAUUUUCUUUUAAAGUCUUAUAUCUCCAUUAAGAAUAUUUAUAUUUAUUUGUCGCUACUCAGCAGUUCGACAUUCUUCGCUUCGUGUAUUCGAUGAUAAUGUCUAUGUUUCCGAAGCAUCAAAAAAUUUCUAUCCAACUAAACUCCCCGUAGCUGGAAUAGCAAUACGAGGCUUAUAUUUUACUACAGAAACUCAUACAAGGUGCAAUACAAACUAUAAAAUUUAUAUUUAAUCAAAUAAUAUUUUUGUUGAUACCUUGAUUAAGAAUUGUUACUGAUGCUUCGCUCGACCAUUCUGAAAUUAAUGAUUCACAGACAUGGUUUUCUUGACGUACAAUUAGUUAGUAGGCUUGUUGCUGAAUUCAAAUCGAUUAUAUAAAUUGAUUACUUACAAAUUUUUAUUAUUUCAAGCGAAAUUUGAUCGUAAAUUUUUACAUGGCUAUAAUGAAUGUACGUUCACUUAAAAUGGCAGAGUCUGUGCAUUGAUGUUACUCUCCCUCCAGCUGUUAUGACCUCAGUAAGAUGAAAAAUCCUAAAUGAAAUCAACCCGUUUCAUAAAUAGUAGUAUGUGGAACAAAUACACUAAUAAUAGAGAGGUUUCGCCGUAUGGAAGGAAAAAUUCAUGACUUAACAUCGCAUUUGAAAAUUCCGUUCCUACCGCUGAUGCCAUCUGUAAAUGUAACGAUGUUUGCGAGUUUUCGGUCCGGUGCAAGAUUUAACUGGAAUUUGUCAUAAAAAUAUAACGCGAUAAAAUAUUCUACGUACUUUUUUACCUUCUACCGUGUUUUUAAAUAUUGUAUUCAUAAGAUUUUGGAAUUAAAACAGUUUAUACUCCGAUUAUACUCCAGUCGUGAUUAUUCAUGUGGUUUGAACUGGACCAGACACCCACGAUCUCAAUGAACUCUGUAUCUCUCACA
Molecule: messenger RNA, 2537 nt
Organism: Hyalella azteca
Lineage: Eukaryota; Metazoa; Arthropoda; Malacostraca; Amphipoda; Hyalellidae
Biological process (GO): axon guidance; cell-cell adhesion
Cellular component (GO): plasma membrane; axon
Molecular function (GO): protein binding
Source: RefSeq, a predicted model, not a curated record